Molecule: messenger RNA, 1733 nt
Organism: Callorhinus ursinus (northern fur seal)
Lineage: Eukaryota; Metazoa; Chordata; Mammalia; Carnivora; Otariidae
Gene: KLHDC8A
Product: kelch domain containing 8A
Molecular function (GO): protein binding
Source: RefSeq, a predicted model, not a curated record
AUGGAGGUGCGUAACGUCAAGGACUUCCAGUGGAAGCGCCUGGCGCCGCUGCCCAGCCGCCGGGUCUACUGCUCCCUGCUGGAGAGCGGGGGGCAGGUCUAUGCCAUCGGGGGAUGUGACGACAACGGCAUCCCCAUGGACUGCUUUGAGGUCUACUCCCCCGAGGCCGACCAGUGGACCGCCCUGCCCCCCCUGCCCACAGCCCGGGCCGGGGUGGCCGCCAUCGCCCUGGGGAAGCGGAUCAUGGUGAUCGGGGGUGUGGGCGCCAGUCAGCUGCCCCUGAAGGUCGUGGAGAUGUACAACAUCGAUGAGGGCAAGUGGAAGAAGAGGAGCGUGCUGCGCGAGGCCGCCAUGGGCAUUUCUGUCACGGCCAAAGAUUACCGAGUGUACGCGGCAGGCGGGAUGGGCCUAGACCUCCGUCCGCACAACCACCUCCAACACUAUGACAUGCUCAAGGAUAUGUGGGUGUCACUAGCACCCAUGCCCACCCCGAGAUAUGCUGCCACCUCCUUCCUCCAAGGCUCCAAGAUCUAUGUGCUGGGGGGACGACAGUCCAAGUAUGCAGUCAAUGCCUUUGAGGUCUUUGACAUCGAGACUCGUUCUUGGACCAAGUUCCCCAACAUUCCCUGCAAGCGGGCCUUCUCCAGCUUUGUGACCCUGGAUGACCGCCUCUACAGCCUGGGGGGCCUGAGGCAGGGUCGGCUCUACCGGCAGCCCAAGUUCCUCCGGACCAUGGACGUGUUCGACAUGGAACAAGGGGGCUGGCUGAAGAUGGAACGCUCGUUCUUCCUCAAGAAGCGGCGGGCAGACUUUGUGGCCGGCUCUCUGAGCGGACGGGUCAUAGUCGCUGGAGGACUCGGGAACCAACCCACGGUCCUGGAGACGGCAGAGGCAUUCCACCCAGGGAAGAACAAGUGGGAGGUCCUCCCCACCAUGCCCACACCCCGCUGUGCCUGCUCCAGCGUUGUCAUCAAGAACUGCCUCCUGGCUGUGGGGGGCGUCAACCAGGGUCUGAGCAAUGCGGUGGAAGCGCUGUGUGUCUCCGACUGCUAGCUGUCCCUGGGCCCAGCACCUUUGCCCCGGACCAGAUCGCUCCACUCUUGGGCAGUUUGGGUGACUCCCCAGGAUGCUGGGUCCUGUCAGCAGCUAGUGGGGUCAGGCCCUGGGGCUCUGAGGGACCUCCCUCCACCUCCAAACCGUACCAAUCCCAGGAAACCGCAAGAAGACGCGCUGACUCCGCCAGCCUCCACCUGGAGCCCAGCAGAGCUCUGAAGAGACUCCUCCCUUAGUGCUCAGGCAGAGGAAGGCCCAGGAGUACCUGCUACCUCCCCUUCCGGUGAGCUCUGCACCGGCCUCCGGGGUAGGAGGUGGGUAGGGCAGAAGACAGCGGCCACCAUUAUGAGUCUGGGGAGGAUUGGGAUGGAAAAUGGCGAAGGGCUGCAAGGAGUCCCAAACCCCUCUUCUCUCCCGUGGUCCCCAUCCCUCCCCCAUUUGGCAGGUCAACCGCGGGCCUGCCCUAGCCCUCGUCUGCUCAGCGAGAACUGGCCUUGGAACAGGGGCCGCUGGGUUGGAAGGGAAGUCAGGUUCAAAUGGACCGGUCCAGGUUCUGCUUCCCCGCUCCUCUCCGCACUCGCUUUGUCCUUCUGCCACCCCUCCCUGGCUCUUUUGUCCCCGGCGGCCCCGGAGAGUUUCUGUGCAAAACCUCACGUACACUGUGGCAUCAAAGUCCACAA